Parasteatoda tepidariorum (common house spider) is the source of this 5847-nucleotide messenger RNA. NCBI's taxonomy places the organism in Eukaryota, Metazoa, Arthropoda, Arachnida, Araneae, Theridiidae. The record is from RefSeq and is a predicted model, not a curated record.
GAUGGCCUGCAAGCAAACGCCUAGCACCCAGUGAAGCCAAUACUCUGGAUACUUGUAUUAUACCUUAUCCUAGUACAUCUGUCAUGCUGAAUAUUGCUCAAUCACUUAAUGGCAUUCAUACUUUCAAAAGUUCAUUCAAAUUCAUAUUUUAUGCAUCACCUCCUGAAAUGAAACGAUACUAUAUUGCAGAGGAUGGCAGUGCUGUGGUAAUAGCAUUUGAUCGACCAGUCAAUAUAUGUAAUUUAAGUGACUGCUCUCAAAUUUUAAAUUCGGAAACAUUGAAUAGACUUGGAGAAGGAGCCACCUGUCAAUGGGCUACUAAACAACAGCUCAUAAUUACUGUUCAAAAUCCUAUUAAAGAUAAUUCUUUCAGGGUUACUUUUAAAAAAAGUGUGCUGAAACAAGAUGGUCAAGCAUAUGCUUUGACUAAAAAUGAUAGCUUAACCAUUGAUGCUUGGUAUCCUCAACCAAUUAGCAGUGGACAGAUUGCUAUAAGUGGUCCGUCUACUGUAUCAUAUUGUGGUACAUUUUCCUUAGUGGGGCAUUUCACUUCCCCGAAGGGAGAUGCAGCAUUUUACUGGACUGCAUACAGGGAAGAACGCACUCUACAGCGUGUUGAGAAACCAGUUGCUGAUGCUUUGCUUGAAAUCAGAUCAGCAACUCUCACUCUAGAUGCUUCACUGUUAGAGGUAAAUAUGAGUUACAUAUUUGUCUUGACUGCUGAGCACCCAGGAAAUGAAAAAUAUCAAGCUCAGCACAGAGUUACUUGCUUGCCUUACAUUGGACCUCUUGUAACUGCAUUUUCUGAUGUUAUGACUCAAGGCUCUGUUUCUGUUGAUCAAAGAAUUACCUUAGAAGCAGAGGUUUCUCUGCCUGAAUGUAGUACAACUACAGAGUUCCUAAACUUAAUGUGGUCUGUAUCAAAUCCUGAAGUGAAAUUCAAUUUUAAAAGCAAAAAGUCACAAGUUUAUGUUAUAGAGCCCUAUUCUCUUCCAGAAAAUUCUGAAGUGUUCUUUGCUGCACAAGCCUAUUUUGGUAAUCUGAUGAAUGUGACAUAUUCUCAAAUAAAACUCCGAGUUGACCCGCUCAAACUGAGAUCUGGAAUUAAAGGCACUAUGAAAAGAAUGGUUGGAAACAAAGUUGGCACUUUAUUGUUAGAAAGUGAAGCAUUAAAUAAAGGUGUUCAAGUAGUUUAUCAAUGGAGAUGCAAGGACGAGGAUGGGUUAAUUUGUUAUAACUAUAAAGAAAAUUCAAGUGAACCUUUGCUCUUUCCAAUCAGCAAACUAAGUGAAAGAAGUAGAAGUAGAAAAUUAGAAAUACCUUGUGUCAACUUAAAAGCUGGUAAAGAUUUGAAAUUUGAAUUGCAAGUAUUUAAUUCCAAUAAUCGAUACCAAUACAGCCCUACUGCUUACACCAUUGUGAGUGUGGUAGACCAAGAUAUACCUCAGGUUCUUAUAGAAUCUGUCCUUGAAGGUGGUUCAAAUCGUGUACAACGACAUCCUUCUACUGGAGCUUAUGAUAUUCCUGCUGGUUUGCGGGUCACUAUUCAAGCUUCUAUUACAUCUGGGAAAUCAAAAGUGGAUUCCAUAAAAUGGGACAUUAAAGGUUUUUCAUCAGCAUACACUGAAACAACUAAAAAUGGAAAAUCAAUCCUUUCUCUUGAAGAAGGUUUUCUAGUGGGACAUGGUGUAUAUCUUAUUGGGUUAAAUGCUUGUUAUAAAAAUGGAGCCUGUGGCAGUGCUAAUUUGAUAAUCCAUGCUGUUCCUGGAGUUUCUUUGUGCAAACUUACAGCACAGCCAUAUGUUGAAUAUGAAAUGGCGAAUAUAGAAAUAGCUGGUUGCUCGAUUCCAAGUGGAAGACAGCCUGUUACUUACCAGUUAUUUGUUUAUUCUGAAGCAUCUGAGUUUCCUUUCACUGCUCCACAAACAUCCACUAUUUUCAAUGUGAUUGGACCACCAAAGCAAAGUUCUAACGGCACCAAAAUGUCUGUCUCUGUUUGUGACAAAUAUAUGCUUUGCAAACUUUAUUCUGGUCCAUUUAUCAAAGUAACAGAAAAUGUGAAUAGAGAGGAAGCCCGAAAUAAAUUGAUCGAAAAAGCAAAACUUGCUAUCGAUAAUCGUAACCUUUUCCCAGCACUCUCCAUGUUUCUCACUGCAUCAACAGAUCAAAGCAUUCCUCUCUCAGAGGAGGAAAUUACGCGCAUGUUAGAUGCUGCAGCUUAUGUAUCUAAAAACAGGUACAUUGAUGCCGGUCAGUUAUCAUUGAUUUAUAGCUUUACCAAGCCUCUUUUAAGACAAAGUGACAACACUGUGAAAUUAAAAGCAUUGGAUGUUAUUAAAAGAGCCACAACUCUUGCUUUUGCUUACAAGGCCAAAAUACCAACAUCCAUAUUGUCAGAAGGUUAUUCAAAUGGAAUGGAAGCCCUCCAGUGUAAAAAUGCCAAUUCUGCUGUUUCAGAAAAAGUCAAGAAACUGGAACACUUUUUCAUUGAUAAGAUUAGUGUGAGUGCACCUAUGGGAAGUAAAACAUUACUUUCUUCGCCUUACUCAAAUUAUCCAGCAACGUUGAUAUUCAAACAAUUGCCUGAUCGCAACCCUAUUUACAUUAAAGCGAUGGGUAGAAAUGGCAUGGUGGAAGGAUCUGUGAGAUUUGAAGAUGCUGCAAUAGAAGUAAUGCAGAAUAGGUGCAAGAAAAAGCCUAAAUGUGAAGGCAUUGUUGUUGCCAUGACGUUGUACCCUGCGGAUGCCCCUUACUCUUCAUCACUGAAACGGGCAUCGCCUGUGCUAGAUGUUACCCUGCGAAAACCAGAAGAUGGUUCUAAAUUUGACUUAGUUGAUGUGGAGAAUGCUGUUAAAUUAGGAAUUACUCAUGUUGGAAAUUCAUCAGCGGCCCAAGCAAAGGGAUUUACUUACAGGUGUGCAUACUAUGAUUUCAAUCAAGGUGAUUGGUCAGUUGAUGGAGUGGUCACUUAUGGUCCGAAUGCUAACAUGAUGAGAUGUUGGGCAUCUCACCUUACACCAUUUACAGUUGUCGAGUAUUAUAAUGGACUUUCAACUGGCUCUAUUGUGGGAAUUGUAGUGACUGUUUUGAUGGGAAUCUUCAUCAUCAUGAUGUUUGCCUUCUUUUUCUUCCGAAAGAAACAAGCGACUAAUGUUAGAGUUUCCAAUGAAGCGUUACAACCAAAAAGACCCUCUGAAAAACUACAAGGCAUGAAUGGUUCAGUUGUGCGUGUAAAAACGAUGACACCUUAAUCAGAUAAUAAAGCAGCAUAACUGGCCGUUCAGACAAUUCAUGAAGCAGUGGGAAUGGCAUUCCAGACAAUUUAUAAAAUAAUGAGGAUCAUAGUCAAGAUAAUUUAAGAUAUUGUGCCUUUCAUCAAAAAUUCAAUUGGAUUUUUAAAAAUUUGAGCAAAAAUAUCUAACAUAUAUCUUAAAAUCAUUUGUUGUCAUAUCACCACCAUUGAAAUCAUAGUCAUUUAUUGAAUUACUAUUUAUUUGCCAUGUCCUGCUGAGAAUCCAAUCUAAUUACCAUUGAUGUUUUUGCAAGUUGAGAGGAAUUUAAAAUAAUUGUAUUUCUUCAAAGUGGUAAAAUUCAUAACAUUAAUAUUUUGUAAAGAUUGGCUUGAAAUUUUACUCACACGUGUAAAUUGAUGCAUCAAAUCGGAAGAAAAUUAACUUUUCUUUAAGAAAUUUUCGAAUUUCUUAUUUAAAAACUCUGACUGUAACUGCUAUCAAUGCUCAUGAAUAUUUUAAGUAACACAAACUGAAGUGUUCUUCUGUAAUUAAGAAUUCCAUAAAAGCUUUGUAAAUUUUCUGUCCAGCUUUGUUCAUAAGAUUUAGUAAUUUAUACUUUGAACAUCUCAUUUUUUCCACUUCACAUUUUUAUAUAUCACUUUGAUUAUUGUUUUUAAAAGUUUCAGAAUUUUUGAAACUGUUUUUGAGCUGCACAACAUUCAGAAUUGCUAUAUAUAGCUAUUCAAAUGAAGGAUUUCUAUGUGUAAAUAUAUGCACUUUUCAAAAGAUGUAUGCAAAUUGUGCCAUCAUAAAACAUUUAUUACUUAAAAACUUACACCUUCAUCAUUAUAAAUUUAUUUAAUAAGUGAAAAAUCAAAACUGUCAUACAUGUAGUGCUAGCACGGCAUUUGCCCAGAAACCCCAUAUGUAUAGUAUAUGAAGAAGAAAAAACUUAGUAUACAUUAAAAUUUCCUUUUUAGAAAGUAAGUUUAUUUCUAGUAUUUAAACUUGUAAACCUUGAUUUCUUAUAUUAAACUAAACUAAACUCAGUGGCGCGACAGCCCAUAAAGGGCCAAGGCCUGUGACCAUCUCAGUUUUCUUGACCUUGAACUUUGGGGUAUAGGAGCAGAUGUUCCAGUCAGGUGGUCAGCUGAACGCGGAACCCGCAGUGUUUAGUUCCCAAGCAUGCUUGGUACUCAUUUAUUGACCCACUGAAGGGCUGAAUCAACCUUGCCCGGCCCGAGGAUCGAACCAGGGACUGUGACAGCGCGAAGCGCUACCACUCAGCCACCGUGCGUCAUGAUAUCUUAUAUAAUAUUGAUAAAAUUGAAAAGAAUGCAGUAAUAUCCAUACUUCUAAGGGCCCCUUGCAAAAAUCCUUCAUAAAAAAUCAAAAUUAUUAAAAAAGAAAAUAAGAUUUUUUCAGCAAUCCAUUGAUGAUUAUUUUGCUUGUUUCCAAGGGCCCUUAUUCCAGUACAGAUGAAGUGAUCCUAUAAAAUAUUUUUUUAAAAAGCUACCGAAAAAAAAUUUAUUUUUUCAAGAAUUAAACUCAAAAAAGGACAAGAAAUGAUAUGCGAAACUUUGGGGUCCUAAGCGAUUAAUUUUCCUAGAGGCUCUGCUGGAGGUGAAUGUUUCAAGGGCCCGGCGAAGUACAGCUAUGUUUCUCUGAAGAAUUACCAAAAAUGAACUCGAGAAUGAUUGAAGAUCCUUGUAAACUUAUGAUAUAAAACCGUGUAACAUUUUCUUUUCUUACUUACAUUUAUAUUGUUGCAAAAAUAUUGGGAUCUUAUUAUAUUAUUCAUUAUUUAAAUUUUGUUACUUAUCUUCAAAGUUUGUUUGAUCAUAAAUGGAACUUUAAUACACUAUCUACCAUCUCAAAUACUUUUAUCUGCUUCUUGUACUUGUAAAUUACAAAUCAGACUACUUUCUUAGUAUAAUCAAUCAUAUGCAUCACUCAAUACUUACUCAAAAGUGUUUUUAAAAAAAAUAAUCAAUUAAAACCAAUCUCGCUGGAUCUUACUAUGUGUAUAUUUAAUUCAAUCAAUAGAAAAUAUUAUUUAUACCAAAAAAAUUAUCUAAAAAUCACAUCAUGAAAAAAAAAAAGUAAAGAAAGAAUUGUGAUCUAAAGAAGAAUUUAAAAGAAUAAAGAAUUAUAUGCAUAUUGUUCUAUGCUUCUUAGUGUAAAUAUGUAGAUUAAUUAUUUUCUAAGUUCUUUAUGUAAAUGUGUAAAGUAUAUGAUUACUGUUACUUAUAUUUUUUAUUUAAAAAACCAUGUAAACUGCAUUCCAAUUCAGAACUUUACGAGCAUCAAACUAAACAAGAGAACUGGAAAAGACGAUUCACAAAACUUUUAAAUUUCCUUUGUCUAUCAUAAAAGUUUGCCUUAGUACCUGUCAUUUAUUUUAUUGCUGUACAAUGAAACAUUUUAUAUUUGCAAAAGAUACAUUGUUUUCAAAUUUUACUCAUCAUUUUAAAAAACUUUUUCAAAAUAAUUUUUUUAAGCACAAUCUAUUCCCAUAUACAUGUAUAUAUUUCCAUUAUGAAAAUCUUAAGUAUAAAUUUGUGUCCUUUUCAUAUAAAAAAUAUAAACUGUUUAUAAAAAAUUACAAUGAGUA